This is a messenger RNA of Erinaceus europaeus (western European hedgehog), 1704 nucleotides long. RefSeq names its product small integral membrane protein 41 (gene SMIM41). The coding region runs from base 53 to 475 and encodes 140 amino acids. Lineage: Eukaryota; Metazoa; Chordata; Mammalia; Eulipotyphla; Erinaceidae. The record is from RefSeq and is a predicted model, not a curated record. The transcript is spliced from 3 exons.
UCUCUUGCACAUCUGGCGGUCCCUCGCACAUCUGGGCAGCCGGCGCCCGAGCAUGAACUCCACUCGGGCAAGCGCAGCGACCCAAGCUGCCUGGAUCAACUGCUGCAACCAGUCGGUGGGGUCCCUGGAGCCUAGCGAGGUGUCGCGCUCUGCUGUGCAGGCCGUGGUGCUGGGCGUACUAUCGCUGCUCGUGCUCUGCGGGGUGCUGUUCCUGGGCAGCAGCCUCCUGCUUCGUGCCCAGGGCCUCGCAGAGCUGCUGGUCCAGGAGCGGCACGCCUCCCGAGAGGCGGAGCCCGGAGGUGCCAGCCUAGCUGUCCCUGCUCCAUCAGAUGACUGUGGAGUCCAGGCUCGGUCCUGCACACUCGCACAGGUUCCUGAUCCUUGUGUGGACCGUCUCCCAGAAAGCUCUCCCUCCAGCCUGCCACACUGGUCACCACACCAGGGACUUCCUGCCGCCUUUGAUCUGUGCAGAUGACAAACUGGGAGAAACCGAGAUUGAGGGAGAACCUUCAUGCGACGUCCUUGCCCCCAGCGGUCGUGUCUGACUGCUUCACUUGCCCUCUGGAAGGACUCAUGUGUGAGGACCUGGGUGUCAGUGGUCCAGGAAGGCAAUGGUCCAGGAAUGGCCACCUGACUGCUCUGUGUAGCAGACUGUACUGUGGCCUCUGCCUGCUGGACCUCUGAGGACAGGAAGGCUGUCUCUGGUGUGGGACACCAUGGGCUGACCAGCCAAUAUCUCUCCCUGUUGAGGGCUGUGGGUCACUGUGACACAUUUGGAGGUUCUAGGUGCCACAGGAAUACUUUGUCACUUUCUGUACUUGUCGUUAGAUGUACUUAUUUUUUUUUAUUUUAUUUUUUUUGCUAGCAGGGUUAUUGCUGAGGUUCAGUGUCAUCAGUGUGAAUUCACUGCUUCCGACAGCCAUGUAUUUUCAUUUUUUUCUUUCUAUUUUAUUUGACAGGACAGAAAUUGGGGGGGUGAUAUAGAGAGGGAGAGAAAAAGAUAGGUACCCAUAGACCUGCUUCACUGCUUGUAGAUGGUAGCACUUUACCUGCUGCAGGGAGUGGGGACUCAAAUCCCAGGUCCUUGGGUAUGAAAUAUGUGUGCUUAAUUGGGUGCACCACUGCCUGGCCCCCUAGAUACACUUAUUUUGUUUUAAUUCUUUAUUGGAGGAUUAAUGAUUUACAGUCGAUAGUAAAAUAUAAUAGUUUAUACAUGUAUAACUUUUCCACAUAAUAAUAAAACCCCCACCUAGAUAUACUUCUAAUGUAGGUUUGGGGCACAGCCUGUGGUUCCAGUGGUGCUCUGUAGCACCGCCCCCUCCAUUUUGAACACUUUCUGGUAGAUACUGAAAUAGUAACUCUCCCCUGACUGCCAGUCGGCUUCCCCACUCAGAUCAGUUCUCCCUAAUGGUGCACAGGAGGUGGGCAGACAGGGAUUCUCACAGCAGCACUCACUGCCCCCUGUGGUCAGUGUGUGCAAGAACACUGUUUGAUUCAACCAGUGCACUGAGGGUCUGAUCAGAGCCUGGCCUGAAGCUAGUGCUUGGAAAUGAGAGUGGGCUUUGCAAGAUGUACUCUGAAUUGUAAACUGUAAACUUUUCCUGAAACUCCAAUUCUUCAUCCAUAAAAUGGACACAACACUAUUGUCUUGAGGAUCAAAUAUAUUAAGUCUUUGUCCACAGAUAAAAGCUUUGUACAUUACAA